Spinacia oleracea (spinach) is the source of this 1818-nucleotide messenger RNA. Its product is annotated as RCC1 domain-containing protein RUG3, mitochondrial. The coding region runs from base 106 to 1473 and encodes 455 amino acids. The record is from RefSeq and is a predicted model, not a curated record. Lineage: Eukaryota; Viridiplantae; Streptophyta; Magnoliopsida; Caryophyllales; Amaranthaceae. The transcript is spliced from 6 exons.
UAACUGACAGUCUACGAACGAUAGUCUACGAACUAACGAACAUAUCUUUGGGCUAGUUCACUCCGUUUUACAGUCUACACAACAAAACUGAAAACGCAAACGCAAAUGACAAUUUCCACCACCCUCUGCCGCCGUAUGACGGGUGUCCGCACCUUCUUCACCUUCAAGUCCUCCACCGCUUCAAAACCGCCCACCACCAAAACCGUGACCAACAAACCCCCUCUUCUCUGGAAACCCAACGAUUCUUCCUCCUCAAACGACGCCGUUUCCCUGCAACUCCUCUCAUGGGGUCGAGGUUCAUCGGGUCAACUCGGCAGCGGAAACGAGCUAACUCGUCUUUACCCAACCCCAGUUUUCUCCCUCCUCGUCCCUCCCUCAUUUCGCCUCUCUCCAUCACCCGGCUCUCUCUCUUCUCCCUCGCCAGAAAAAUCGACGAUGGAGGUGGGAAUCUCAUGUGGGUUGUUUCAUUCUGCGGCGUUGAUUGAUGGACAGUUCUGGGUUUGGGGUAAAGGUGAUGGCGGAAGAUUGGGGUUAGGUCAUGAAAACACUGUGUUUGUACCCACUUUGAAUCCUCAUUUGGGCAGUGUCAAGUCUUUGGCACUAGGUGGGCUUCAUUCUGUUGGUCUCACUUCUCUCGGCCAAGUCUUUAGCUGGGGCUAUGGUGGUUUUGGUGCUCUUGGUCAUACUGUUUUCACAAGGGAGUUGGUUCCUAGGCUAGUUGAAGGUUCAUGGACAGAGAAAAUUAAACAUAUUACGACUAGUGGAACACAUACUGCUGCUGUCACUGAAUCAGGUGAGGUGUACACUUGGGGUCGAGAAGAAGGGGACGGCAGAUUAGGUCUUGGUCCUGGACGUGGCCCUGACCAGACAGGUGGGCUUAGUGUUCCAAGCAAAGUAAAAGCAUUGCCUGUUCCUGUAGCUGCUGUGGCUUGUGGAGGUUUUUUCACAAUGGCACUUACUGAAGACGGCAAACUAUGGAACUGGGGAGCCAAUUCCAACUAUGAGCUCGGAACGGGUGAUAAAGUUGGUGGGUGGCAACCAAAACUAAUUUCUAGCCUUGAAGACGUUCGUUUAGUUCAAAUAGCUUGUGGAGGAUAUCAUUCUCUAGCUCUGACUGAGGACGGUAAGGUGCUUUCAUGGGGACAUGGUGGACAUGGUCAAUUGGGUCAUUCUUCUAUUCAAAAUCAAAAGGUGCCUACAAUGAUCGAGGCUCUGGCUGAUGAGUGUGUUGUCUCAAUUGCCUGUGGAGGUUCAGCUUCAGCAGCUGUGACAGAGACAGGGAAGUUGUACAUGUGGGGAAACUCGAAGGAUUCUCAGUUAGGGGUUCCUGGGUUGCCUGAGAUAAAUCCUUCUCCGGUUGAAGUGAACCUUCUGAUGGAAGACGAUGGCUUGGGGCCUCAUAAUGUUCUCUCUGUUGCCGUUGGUGCAUCGCAUGCUAUGUGUUUAAUUUCGAGAUCAAGCUGCACAGAAUGACAUACGAACUAUAGUAAAAUAAAUUUGAUUACAAUGAAGCGCAAAUAUAAGUAGCAAAACUCCAUAUAAUCCAGGCAAUAUGUAGGUUCCUUGAUGUAAAAAGAAGAGUUGUUACUGCUUAGGAGAAGUGAAGCAUAAGUCAGUCAUGAUUCAUGACCUUUGUCUUUCAGUUUUCUGCCUUGCUUUCCCCCCCUUGUUUUUAUCUGUAAUCCGAUUUUCGGCUUUUUACAAUCUUACUGUGUGUGAUUGGAGAAGCAACCAAGCGACAGAUUUUUGAGGGCAGUUGUUGUAAUGUGCACACUUUUAACUGUAAACUGUAAUGAAAUCUUUUGAGUACUCCCACAA